AUGGCCAUCACCAAACUACCUCAAUACACCGUACGCCUUCUAAGGUCCACCGUCGAUCUUCCCACACCCGUAUCCCUGAUCAAAGAGCUUGUCGAGAACUCCAUUGACGCUGGCGCUUCCAACAUCGAAGUCACCGUUUCUGCCAACGUGAUAGACAGGAUCCAAGUCCGCGACAAUGGCCACGGCAUAAACUCCGAAGACUUCGACGCCCUUGGACGGCCGUCGCACACUAGCAAGCUUCGUACUUUUGAAGAGCUCCAAUGCAAAGGCGGUCAGACUCUCGGCUUCCGUGGCAACGCUCUCGCCAGCACGAACGCUGUGUCAAAACUCAUGAUCACCACGAGAACAGCUGGGGAUUCAGUUGGAAAUCUCCUUGAGCUGAAUCCAAAGGGAGGAGGUAUCAUGACACAAAAGCGUGUGUCAAGCCCACCUGGGACGAUAGUCGAUGCCUCCAACCUCUUCUCAGCGCUUGUGGUGCGCAAGCAGCAGGUCCUCAAGGAAAGUGCGAAGAUCCACGGUCACAUCAAAGAUUUACUACAAUCAUACGCCCUGACUAGGCCACACAUCCGACUUACGUUCAAAGUCCUCAAAAACAUGAAGCGCUCCUGGUCUUACGCGCCUUCUGGCGGAGCUGACGUCAGGGAGGCGGUUCUGCAGGUCUUUGGCAAAGAGCUUGUUUCUCAACUUGACAUCGAAUGCAUUCUUGGGAGCUACGACCCCAAUGUUGCAACAAACAAAGACGAGGUGCUGUUCGCCAACGAGUCAAGAUUAUUGACCUUGUUCGAGGACAUGUGUCGAGAGUUGUAUCAAGGUUCCAAUUCUCAGUCGAAAUCUGUUGGGAUUGGUCGCCAGUCCGAAGCGCCGGAUGCCAGCUACGAUGAGUCGGAGCUUGUACAAGACGGCCAUGAAGAAGAGACGAGGAAAACCUCUCGGGACCUGUCGUCAGAGGGGCCCCAAAACCCAGAUGAGGAAUAUCUCGGAGACGACUCCCAAGUUGCCGGCCAGCAGCUUAACAGCCCCCCUUCCGACGAGAUCCGUAACGUUGGUCAAUUAGCUGUACAUGCUCAUGUUCCUGACAUCCGAAAACAUGUGGAGCAGGAAUUCAGUGCUGUGGCCAACGUAGCGGAGUGCUCAGACGACACACUCUCUCUGCACAGCCAAGAUAUCCCCGAUGUGGAAGCCGAUCAGCCACAUGCACAGCAAUCCGGUUCAGCCGCUGCACCAGUUCAUCCAGAGCUAACGCAAUCACUUCUUCGAUUGGAAUGGGAAGUUGAUAUGGCGAGAAGCCAAACCGCAACUCCGGAAGUAAACACCCAGGAGGUCCUUCUGGUCCCGGUGCAGUCGAACAUGACUGGAUACCUGAGCCAGCAGCGGAGAGAACAAACUCGGAGGGAGAAUCCAAAUCCCUGGUCUCUGGCCAGAACGGCGGCGCAGAGACGAGGAGCAAACCGAGACGAAGGUACUCAUAAUUUGGUCGGUAUCGAGCCAGUUGAGAACCACUCAGCCGGCCCAAAAGCUAGCAAUCCGGCUCACCCUCCUAGCGCUGGUCUCGUACGCGAUGGUUCGAGUGGCAUGUACGGGAUGAUCCCCAAGAAUCCCGACUUAUUUCCCGAUCAGCAGUUUCGCCGCGAUAAGACAUUUCCUGUGCAAAGGGAUGAUGCCUUUGAGGCCGACGACGUCGAGCUGCAACAUAUGCUCCCCCCACAUGGCGCCGAGCAGAUUAUGAGACACCAAGCAGAGUCUGGAAUUCCACGAAAUGAAGAGCAAUCUAAAAACCCGAGAGCUAGAAACGAGUUCGAUAACCUGUCAUACGAAAUUGAGCGAGACUUGGGUAUCCAGCCAGACCGUCGCACCCAAACACCGCAUCCUUCGACCAAGUUCGGCCCAAACUCUUUUUUCGGCACGCCGCCGUCUUCUUCCAGCCCCGUUAACAAGCCAUUUCGAAUACCUGCUCUUUUCGCUCCAAGCGAAAAGGACCGUGGAAGACCUGCUCGAGCUCCCCAAGCUCGCGUUACCCAGGGUGGACCACGCGCCGGUCGUCGUAAAUCUGAUGGACUUGUCCAGCGCAAGCUUACUCUCAAUGCCACAAAGAAUCUGGGGCCCAGUGAGCUUCGAGACUUUACGACUGACUGCCUGGACGCGGAUUAUGAUGCGUUCGAAGAUGGCCAUGUUAGUGUUUUGGCCAACACUUUCGAAAGACUGGGUGGUCUUCGGCGCAGACCCGAGGAGAUACCCCACUCAGACCUGCGCCGUCCCAUCAGUCCGAGCAUGACUGAAGCAUACGAGAAUGCCGUCGCCAGACUGAAUGCUCUGCGACCCCAGGCCGAGGAUAUCAUCCAGACGGGUGGCGGUCGUGGUUACCCCAACCAGGUCAUUGACCAGACAGAAGACGACGAGCAAACCGAGCAAAGAUCACUUGCGAUUGAUAUCCGGCAGAUGGAACAGCGAACAGUGCAAGCUUCUGAUUGCGAUUUCUACGUAUCGAGCGGCAAGUCAGAAGUGGCGUUCAAUCUCGAGCCGGCAGAAAUGGACAAUAUCAGCAACAAACUUCAGGAGAUUGUGGAAAUCUGGGCACUUGAGGAGUAUGGAGUGGAAGUGGAACUUGAGAUCAAUGUCGCCGAAUUACUAAUGGGGGAUAUGGAUGUUGCAAGUUGA
Molecule: messenger RNA, 2655 nt
Organism: Colletotrichum karsti
Lineage: Eukaryota; Fungi; Ascomycota; Sordariomycetes; Glomerellales; Glomerellaceae
Exons: 4
Coding region: 1-2655 (884 amino acids)
Biological process (GO): mismatch repair
Cellular component (GO): MutLalpha complex
Molecular function (GO): ATP-dependent DNA damage sensor activity; ATP hydrolysis activity
Source: RefSeq, a predicted model, not a curated record